CAGAGCGCAGAAAAACCCGGAACUUCUGAGAGCGUAAGAAAGAGCGCCUGUAUUCAAUUUGAAAAGGAAAAACAACAUCAGUACUUAGAAAAGUUACCCUAUUCUCCAGAACCGAAUGUCUGAAAGAGUGGAUUAAACGUCUCUCACUAAUCUAUGACCAUCAGAGCAAUAGAAUUGAGUGGGAAUGUUUGGAUGCGCUCCAGCUCCACCCCUCAUCCAUGUGGCUCUGCUGGGAGGCAGAUCUGUGGACUUGCCUGAGCUGAUGAUGUUGCACUACUUCAUUUGCAGGUAGUAACACUGAUCUGGAGUCAGCACCCUCAACUGGUCGGUCAUGAGUUUUGCUCCGAGUCCUUUCACCCCCAUGGGCAGCCGCAGCAUUCAGGAGCAGCGGGACCGCUGGGAGAGGAAGAGGAGCCGCACAGCCCGUGAGCUAGUCCAGAGCGAACAAAGAUACUGUGAACAGCUGGAUCUAGUCAUCACGUACUUUGUGGAGAUCUUGAAGGCCAAAGGAACCCUCAGGCAGGACAUUAGAGAAAGCAUCUUCAGUUCAAUUAAAUCCAUUCAUUUAAUAAACCAGACCCUGCUCGCUCAUCUAGAACUGGGGAGGUUUGGCAUUGGGUUUGAGGAGUUCUGCACUCACCUGCAGUUGUAUAAUACUUACGUUGACAACAUCCAGACAGCUAAAAAAGUCCUCAUGGUUCAGGUGAAAAAAAGCAAACCCUUCAGAAGGUUUAAAAAGCUCCAGGAGUCGAGGCCCGAGUUCAAUCAGCAGAAACUUGAGGACUUGCUUCUGCUUCCUCUUCAGCGCAUUCAGCAGUACAAGCAUUUCUUGAGGGACUUGACAGAGAACACCGGUCCAGACAACCCGGAGUUUCAGCAGCUUUCAAAGGCAGUAAAGGUCGUCUCAGAGGUCGCCCAGCGGAUCCAGGACAACGCUCGCAGCCACGAGAACCACCUGCAGCUGCGCAGAGUCCAGAAACAGCUGAAGGGCCGAAAGACCAAAAUCCUGACUCCAGGGAGGUGGUACAUUCGGGAAGGCUGGCUUAAGACAGUGCCCCCUAAAGGCACGGAGGCAAAGCCCAAGAUGUUUUACCUGUUCUCUGACAUCCUGCUCCAGGCCAAACCAUGCAGUCCCAUACAUCCUACCCAUGGGGAUAAGUUUGCUUGUCAGCAAGUCUACCCAUUGAAGGAGUGCACAGUGGACAAAGUCUUCGGCCACACCAAGAGCCAGGGAGGCCUUAUCAGUUUGACCUUUGCCAGGGCCAAACUGCUCCUAAUGUCCGAGGAUCAGGGGGAAAUUAAUGAUUGGUACCGCAGUAUCUGCAUGGCUAUUGGGCAGCUGAAGUCAAAGAAUACAGUGGUGCACAGGAGAGACGAGCUGCGCAGGAAGCCAAUCAGAUCUGAUCCAGACUGUCAGAACACUCCAGAACUCCAAACACGUGGAAUAAAAAGGACAAUGAUGUUGGAUGAAGAGGUUGGGGGACACAGCGAGGGUCACGGCAGCAGUUCCAUCCCUUCAACAGGGGAGAGCGGUCACAGCGCCACCAAGAGGCUGAAGUCUAAUGAAGCUCCUGCUGCAAUACCACAGGAGUCUUCUGGAUCGAGCUGUGUCAUACUGUGAGGAGGUUCACGUUCUGAAAGAGCUGAAAGAUCUGCCCACAGACGGAAGGACCAGAGGUGAUUUAGGGUGAAUGUAAUGCAAUGUACAUCAACUACAUACUGCUGCAUUUUUUUCCAUAUGCCAAAGAAUAUGGUGCAAUGCAGGGUUAUUGCUUUUAAGCAUGAUUACUGUUCACUUUUUAAAGAUUUUUAUACUGAGAUGUCUUACUAAGUGUAAUUCAAUGCAGAAAUACUCACUGAUAAUGGACAAAAUCGAACAAAAAAGACACAAAAACAUCAUGUAUAGUAACAGAAUAUUUAUCCAGUCACUGACUCUGACUAUAUAUCAUUAUAGUGCAAAAUAAAUUCAUUUUAUGCUAUUAACAUUUAUUAUCAAAUUUGAAUAUGAAACCAUUUGGUGCAAUAAGACUUUUGGUUUGCAUGAGAUUUUAAUCUGUUGUACACUGGACCAAAAGGAGAAACCUGCUUUAUUAUAUAUUGAAUAUUGCUUUAGUUAUGAUGAUACUCUGCUAUCCUCAAUGCAUUUUUUUUUUUGUAUGUUUGUGUUAAUCAAACUUUUACUGUCAGAUACAUUUAUGAGUUUAUUUGUUACCGAACUCUGUUACACUGGUCAAUAUUAUAUUUUGCAUGUGAAUUAAUAAAAGCUCAGUGAUUUGCUCUAAA
Megalobrama amblycephala (Wuchang bream) is the source of this 2283-nucleotide messenger RNA. RefSeq names its product Rho guanine nucleotide exchange factor (GEF) 39 (gene arhgef39). NCBI's taxonomy places the organism in Eukaryota, Metazoa, Chordata, Actinopteri, Cypriniformes, Xenocyprididae. Bases 332 to 1621 code for a protein of 429 amino acids. The transcript is spliced from 13 exons. Gene Ontology annotation, molecular function: guanyl-nucleotide exchange factor activity. Gene Ontology annotation, biological process: positive regulation of cell migration. The record is from RefSeq and is a predicted model, not a curated record. Gene Ontology annotation, cellular component: plasma membrane.